CCUAACCUUCCUACCCUUCCGAUCUCUUAUGAUGAAAAUCUCCUAUUACAUACACACAUGAACACCACUCUUCAACUUAAGACAUGGCACAACCUUGUUUGCCAGACGACAUAAUAAGGACAAAUAUACUGCCGCGCUUGAGUAUAAAAUCUGUCACACGAUUCCGCUCCGUUUGUAAGUCAUGGAACUCUCUGAUUUUGGAGCCUGGUUUUGCAAAAGAUCAUCUCUAUUUCACCGCUCGAAACCCUCAAGACGACACUCUCAUAUUUAACAAAUUAGCCCUUACUCUUAGCUAUGAUGACUUUGGUACCAUGAUCACCAGUGCUCACUACGGUGAUAUAGCUCUACUAUCUUUAUCCGAAUUGUCGGAAACUAAGCUGUUGGACGUCACAAGUGCUGAGCUACACAUGCUCGGUUCAAUAAAUGGUUUAGUCUGUCUUUUUCUUGAUAAACAAGAUCAGUUUAUCGUAUGGAAUCCUGCUAUUAGACAAGCUAUGAAAUUCGAUUCACCAAGGAAACAAUUUUUGUUACGCUAUAUGAAAAGAAAAUUUUAUGGAUUUUGUUGGGAUGCUGUGGAAAAUGAUUUUAAAGUGAUGGUAUCUUAUUACAAGAUUGGGAAUCUUGACUCGCCUUUAAGCUUGUACGUUUACUCGUGCAACUUAGGCUCUUGGAGCUCACCGCGUAAUUCUCUGUUUACUGAAGUCUGGUGGGAUAAUCACGGAUUGCCAUCUGCUAUUGUAAGUGGAGUGCCGUAUUGGACAUAUUCUUGGUAUUCUAGGGGAACCAUUAAGUUGUUUAAGUUUGACCUUAUUAGUAAGGAUUUCAGGAAGGUGCCUGAACUUUAUCUACUGGACCAUAAAAAUUUCAUUGUUGUCAAUUUAAAAGAGUGUCUCUCUGCAUUGGUGUAUGAUUACGCUCUUGUUAAUAUUUUUGUAGACGUACAUUGUUUUGAUGAGGGACUUGGUGUUUGGAGUAAGAUGUACCGUGUUGGACCAAUAAAUGGUGAUAUGUUCAGUCGUGGUUGGGGAUUAAUGUACAAUGUCCGCGUAAGUGGUAAAUUGUUGGGCUGUUUUAAGCACAAUGGUGAGAUUGUAUUCUCUGCAAACUGUAAGUACAAGUGCUACCAUCACGAAACAAAUAAAAUUACGGAUCUUCACAACCAGGAGGGGUAUACAGAAGAGUGUUUUAGUUAUAAAGCAAGCCUGUUUUUUCUUGAAGGAAUGAAGCCUCAGCAUCAGGUAGAGCCUACAUUGUGGAAGUAACAGAGGUCUGCGGCAUGAAUGAGCUGGUAUUUUGUUGGAGAAUUACCACCUGAGCUUCCACUAUGAAGAUUAUAGAAAGCGGUAAAUCCAUUAUUCAUUCAUAGAUUAGAAUUUUGUAUCACCGUGAUCUGAGAAAAUGAAUUGGCAGAGCAAUAUUUUUCUCUCGUCAUAGAACCUCCUGUAAUUUUGUCGAUAUUACUUUUAUUAUCUUGUUUGAUGG
This is a messenger RNA of Daucus carota subsp. sativus, 1482 nucleotides long. RefSeq names its product F-box/kelch-repeat protein At3g23880. The transcript is spliced from 2 exons. Bases 84 to 1262 code for a protein of 392 amino acids. Gene Ontology annotation, molecular function: protein binding. The record is from RefSeq and is a predicted model, not a curated record. Lineage: Eukaryota; Viridiplantae; Streptophyta; Magnoliopsida; Apiales; Apiaceae.